Molecule: messenger RNA, 2579 nt
Organism: Juglans regia (Persian walnut)
Lineage: Eukaryota; Viridiplantae; Streptophyta; Magnoliopsida; Fagales; Juglandaceae
Product: leucine-rich repeat receptor-like protein kinase PXC1
Exons: 2
Coding region: 251-2281 (676 amino acids)
Biological process (GO): protein phosphorylation
Molecular function (GO): ATP binding; protein binding; protein kinase activity
Source: RefSeq, a predicted model, not a curated record
CUCUCUCUCUCUCGUCCAUCUCAUCCUUAUCAGACAAAAAACACACAAAAGUCUCUCUUUUCUCCGUCUAGAAUUUUUUUAACUCGUUUGGCCAAGACAUGGAGUGAAGAAAGAUACUAGCUAAUAGCUAUCACUCUCUCCGGAGUUUGAACACUAAACUAUACAAAUUUAAAAAAUCAAUCUCCUCCUCCUGACUCCUUUACCCACUAUUCCCACUCAGACCUGAGACCACAAACACACCAAAAGAUCGAUGAAUAAUCCUUAUCUCUUACCCUUGGCCUUCGCCUUAGCCUUCUCCUUCCUCACCCUUUCUCUCUGUGUUCCCAAUGAUACAGACGCACUCACACGUUUUCGCCUCCAGACCGAUGCCCACGGCCUGCUCGAGUCCAACUGGAGUGGCAGUAACGCCUGCGCAGCGUCGUGGCGUGGUGUCCGCUGCUCCUCAAACAACAGACGCGUCAUCGUUCUCUCCCUCCCUUCUCUUAACCUCCGCGGCCCACUUGACUCUCUGGCCCCGCUAGACCAGCUCCGCCUCCUCGACCUGCACAACAACCGCCUCAACGGAACCGUUUCUCCCCUCACCAACUGCACCAACCUCAAGCUUCUCUACCUCUCCCGCAACGAUCUCUCGGGUGAGAUCCCACCCGAUAUAUCCUCCAUUCAGCGUCUCCUCCGCCUCGACCUCUCCGACAACAAUCUGCGCGGCCCAAUUCCCAAAGAUUUGUCCCAGUUGAAUCGGCUUCUCACGCUUCGGUUGCAGAACAACGCCCUCUCUGGGACGGUUCCUGACCUCUCAGCCAGUCUGGUAAAUCUCAAUGAGCUGAACUUGACGAGCAAUGAGUUGUACGGACGUUUGCCUGACGGUUUACUGAGGAAAUUCGGCGACAAAAGUUUUUCAGGGAACGAAGGGCUAUGUGGGUCGAGCCCCUUGCCCGUUUGCUCGUUCACAGGGACUCCACCGGCGGUUGCUUCUACUCAGACCGUACCUUCGAACCCGAGCUCGUUGCCACAAGCGCCUGUGACUAGUCAAGGCAAAGGAGGAUCAAGGAAAGGGCUAGGCACAGGUGCUAUAGUGGCCAUUGUGAUAGCCAACUGCGUGGCGUUGUUGGUGGUGGUGUCGUUCAUCGUAGCGCAUUACUGCGCGAGAGACCGGAGCUUCUCGGGUUCGUUAGCGGGGAGCGAGAGUGGGAAGAGGAGGAGGAGUGCGAGUAGUUAUGGUGGGAGCGAGAAGAAGGUGUAUGCCAACAAUGGAGGCGGAGAUAGCAGCGAUGGGACUAACGCCACGGACCGGAGCAAGCUUGUGUUUUUCGAUAGGAAGAAGCAGUUUGAGCUCGAGGAUUUGCUCAGGGCGUCAGCAGAGAUGCUGGGGAAAGGGAGCUUGGGGACAGUGUAUAAGGCAGUACUCGAUGACGGGUGUACCAUGGCCGUGAAGCGUCUCAAGGACGCGAACCCCUGUGAGAGGAAGGAGUUUGAGCAGUAUAUGGAUGUGAUCGGGAAGCUCAAGCACCCAAAUAUCGUGAGGUUUAGAGCUUAUUACUAUGCCAAGGAGGAGAAGCUUCUUGUCUAUGAUUAUCUUCCAAAUGGGAGCUUGCAUUCACUUCUUCAUGGGAAUCGAGGUCCGGGGAGAAUUCCUUUGGAUUGGACUACAAGGAUCAGCUUGGUGCUAGGAGCGGCUCGAGGACUAGCUAAGAUUCACGAAGAGUACAGCGCCUCGAAAAUACCUCAUGGGAAUGUGAAAUCUUCGAAUGUGCUCCUUGAUAAGAACGGUGUUGCGUGCGUGUCUGAUUUUGGGCUGUCGUUGCUUCUAAACUCGGUUCAUGCCGUUGCAAGAUUGGGAGGAUACAGGGCUCCUGAACAAGCAGAAACCAAGAGGCUGUCUCAAAAGGCAGACGUGUACAGCUUUGGGGUCUUGUUGUUGGAAGUUCUGACAGGGAAAGCUCCAUCCCAGUACCCUUCACCAACUCGGCCACGCGUGGAUGAGGACGAACAGGGUGUAGACCUUCCCAAAUGGGUUCGAUCGGUUGUAAAAGAAGAGUGGACAGCUGAAGUAUUUGAUCAAGAACUCUUGAGGUAUAAGAACAUCGAGGAAGAACUUGUGUCCAUGCUCCAUGUGGGGUUGGCCUGUGUGGUGCCGCAGCCUGAGAAAAGGCCAACAAUGCUGGAAGUGGCAAAGAUGAUAGAGGACAUCAGGGUGGAGCAGUCUCCUCUUGGGGAGGAUUACGAUGAGUCGCGCAAUUCACUCUCACCUUCACUUGCCACCACUGAAGAUGGAUUGGCUUGACGAUGCUUAUGCUCUUUAAAAUUGCUUCAGUAUUUGCCAAAUGUUUCUAUGCUCGUUUAAAUUUGCAUUGUCUCGCUGCAAAUUCUGGCUGUUGCAGACUCUCUUGUCCAAUUUCUUUGUAAUAUUUGUAAGCUUCUAUGUUUUCCAAUGUUGCUGUUAGUGGAGAGCUCUGAUUGUCCAAGAUCCAUCAGGAUAGUUCUAUUUUGUUCCGUGUCAUGUAACUUUACUUUUGUUCGUCAUUUAUUUCCAAAGCUAGAGAAUCUCAACAAGUACGGUUGCUCUCCAAGCAGCCUUUUUU